Candidula unifasciata is the source of this 3249-nucleotide messenger RNA. Lineage: Eukaryota; Metazoa; Mollusca; Gastropoda; Stylommatophora; Geomitridae. The record is from the annotation of a GenBank genome assembly.
AUGAGUGCGGCCAAGGACAGCAGAGAGGCCUCCAAGAAGCCCACAAGCGAGGCCAAACGCUUUCUACAGAAUGACCAGGAGAAGCAACGAAAGGAGAAAAUUAAAACCUGCAUCGGAGAGAUUGCCAAAGAGUUACCUCCAAGUGCCGAUCAUUUAGAUCGCAAGCCGAGCACUUUGUCUAUAGUGUCUCAAGCAAAAGAGUAUAUUAAGAAGCUGAAAGAGCAGAAUCAUGCCUACGAGAACAAUCUGGCAGCCGAACAGCAACAAGAAGAGCUGAAAAGACUUCGUGAACUGCAGUCUGAGCAUGUUGAAAAGAUCAAGAAACUUGAGGAGACCCUGAAGGCAUUUGCAUUAGAAAAGGUACUGAAAUCCAAAUCGGGUGAUGACAACUCUUCCGCUGCCAGUACCGACAGGGACAGUCCAACAGGUCGCAGGCGGCCGAAAACUAUCAACAAACUCUUGGAAAAAGAGAGAAAUGAUCAGCUUCUUGCAUCCCAUUCAGACUUACACUCCAUGGAUGGCACAUUGUCGUUACACUUUGGUCACCAUGGAAACAACAGCACCAUCGGUGGUGGUAGCAGCAACAGCAGUUGCCUGCCACCAUCCUCUCUGGUCCUUCCGGUGCCGUCGUCUGGCAUAUCCAUCAUGACUGUUGCCCCGACCAUACUGUCUGUGAAGAGUCCCUCCCUGGGGCAGACUCGAAACCAGCAGACCAGCAGGUCGAUCAGCACAUCCUCGGUUGUCGGCAGCGGAACCAGUAGCAGGAUCAGUUCCUCCGCAUCAUUGGUUUCAUAUCUUGAUGUGAUGGGUGGUGAUUAUGGGGACAAUGUCAAUGGAUUAGGGAACUCUCUUAUGGAUGGGGCUCAGACGAAUUUAGUGUAUUCAACAUCAACAGCAUCAUCUGCCUCGUCUUCAGUUAUGUCUGCCGGACAAGGAUCUGUGGCGGGGGAUAUUGCUGGGCUGCAGCAGCAGCUGCAGAACUCUGGCGGUGGCGGUAUGAUGGGGAGUAUGCAGGGAGCAGAUAUCUCCAUCAUCCACCACCAGCAGCAGCAGCAACAACAGCAGCAACAACAACCACUGAUGAGUAUCACACAGCAACAAGAGGGCCAGGGCUCGACCUCAGCUUUACAGACGUUAGCCUCUGUGGCAACCAGUUCACACAUGUCUGGUUUUAGUGGUGGGACAUUGGCCAGUGGGCACCAGGUUGGAUCCACAGGUGGGCUUAUGGGGUUGUCAGUUGGCCUUGGUGGUGGAUUAUCUGCGGUUUCACUAGCACAAUUCCAGCAACAACAACAGCAGCCAUCAAUGAUGACGCUGUCUCACACAGACACAGGAGCCACUUUAUCACAGGAUCGCAAGCAGGUGUUGUUUAAUGGGCAGAUCCUCACAUUGACGGACUCUGGAUUAUUAAGCAGCCACCAGCAGGGAGACUCAGAUUGUCAGAACAACCUACAGACCAACAUGUGUCAACAGCCCGGCUUAUCUGGUGGCGGCUUGCAACAGCAAGGCUUGCAGCAAGGAGGCAUCAACGUCGGGGGGAUCCUUGGCCAUGGAGGCUUCUCAGGAGGAUCACUGGGUCCUUCUGGACCUGGUCAGGCUUCUAUAAUCUACACCAUCAAUGAGCAGGGGCAGCUGGUUCCCCUCCAGGCACCAGUCAACACGCUUCAGCAAGCCCAACAAGGUUUGGAGUUUAUGACGGGCCCCGGCGGAAGUAUUAUCACAAACUUUCAGAAUGCCUCAGGGGGUGGGGCAUCACUGAUGCCCACCUCGAUGCAGCACCAGGCCCAGUCCAACUAUUUGUCUCAGCCACCAAUCAUGUCCAUAGCCGGAGGGCAGGGCUCCAACCAGCCGUUCACCAUUCUUCCACAGAAUGCUUCCAACUCUUUGCAGACGCAGAUGAUCCCUGGCAGUUCCUUUUUAAUGGCUCAGCAGUUUCCACAGCAACAGCAGAUGUUGAACUUGGCUGGGUUCGGAGGGCUGCAAGUUGUCAACCCUUUCACUGGAAUGAUUGUCAAUAAUUUGGGCAACGCCCUCAAUGGAGCAACGGUCAAACUGGUUGGCAAUGAGCUGAAGCUCAUCCAGCCUGGGGAUAGUUCCUCCGGAGCCCAGGGUCCCACACAUGUGAUGGUGGAUGGGUCCUUGAUCCCGAUAUCCACAAACCCACAAACAAUCAUGCCCAGCCCUGCUUCUCUGAACACAAUGGGGCAGAAAGCACAGCAACUCCCGUUACCUGGCAACUCCAUCUUGCAAUUUGACCCCAUGAAUCCCAAUGCCCCACCAAUUAUCAUUAAUGGACCCACCACAAGCCUUCACAUGGGGCCUCAGAUGCUGGGUCUGGGCCCCCUGUAUUCUCCUGCCAUGACGGGGGCUCCAGGCAUUCUACACAUGUCCUCCGGUGGCUCCCUGGGUUCCUCGAUCCCGUUCCAGCUGGGGUCCAACAAUGGUUUGGUCGUUGUCUCCAACAUGGUGACUGGGACGGUGACCACAAACUCUGUGUCGGCCUGUAUCAGUUCACCAUCGGUGUCCACAGCGUCCAAGGGUGGCAAGAGCUUGCCAACCCUGGCACCAGCAUUGUCCCAGAUGAGCCCAACUAUUAAUUCUACAGUUGCCAGCAACUGUGGCUAUCAGACCAUCCUUCCUUCAGGAGCUUCCCAGCAGUUCAUCAUCAGUGGGCAGAAAGUUGUCGCCGCAAAGCUGAGCGCCCCGUCGGCUGUGAUUUCCAAGUCAGCUGCCCAAAACCGCAAGCGGUCACCAUCUGCUGCAAGAGCUUCACCCAUUGCAGCCGCUGACAUCUCAUCGCAGAUGGUCCAACAGCAGAUUCUCACGGCUUCGGGGACAGCUAUGGUCCAAGCAUCUUCAAAAUAUUCCCCAGGAGCAGAUAAAACACCCAAAGGUAAAGCAGCUAAACACAAUAACCUACAGCUGCUACAUCACCAGCAACAGCAACAAGAGGAUGACAAGAGAGCUGCCAGCCUUCAGAAGAAAGACCUCUUGGCUCAAGCCACGGCCACGGCUGGAAUCCUCAUGGAUGGCGAUAAUGUUGCCUUGAACAUUUCUUCUGGAUCUAACAUGAACUUGUCUGGAUCAUCUGCAGACCGAUUCCUCCGCUUCUGUGAAGCUGACAGCUGCCUCGACAGUAGGCUUGCCAACCUUAACUACGACAUCUGCAACAUUAUCCUUAUCAUCUUCAUUAUUAUCAAUGCCUUCAUUACCAAAAUCUCCCCCGCUGUUUGCUUCAACUCCAGCUAA